AGUUGAGUUUCUUCAGCUUUUGAGUUCAUGUGGGACUGUCAAUUCCUGAUGGAAUGAGUUUUUUUUUUCGUUUAUUUCUCUUUAAUUGGUUUCUAAAUACUUGAUAUGGAGGACAAAUGUGCAAUCAAGAAAGAUGUCACAGAAUUAAUAGGAAAUACACCAAUGGUCUAUCUAAACAACAUCGUGGAUGGUUGUGUGGCUCGUAUUGCUGCCAAGCUAGAGAUGAUGGAACCUUGUUCUAGUGUUAAAGACAGGCAUAGAGACAUCUUCAGUUAAUUGUAUUUCCUUU
Molecule: messenger RNA, 289 nt
Organism: Rubroshorea leprosula
Lineage: Eukaryota; Viridiplantae; Streptophyta; Magnoliopsida; Malvales; Dipterocarpaceae
Source: the annotation of a GenBank genome assembly